CCGCACAGGACACCCCAUCCCCUGUCCCCAUCCGCAACAACAACAAUACGGAACCCCCUCCCCCCCGUCCUUCAAACUCCCUCAGGCCUCGCCCUCCUCGAGCUGCAGGGGACCAUCAACCUGCCCCCAUUCCCACCAGACGCCCCACCAGCGCACGCCAUCCCCAUCGGAAGGCUCCAUUUUCCAGAGUAUCGCGCCGACAAGGACGACGACGACACGGCGUGGAUGAAGAGGGUGUGGAUGUACGUCGGCGAGCAUCAGAGGUUGCAGGGGGAGGUGAGGAAGCUUCGCAGGGCGAUCGCUGUGCUCAGGAGGAGGGGAAGGGGUAGGAAGGGUGCUGCUGAGGAGGGGCGAGAAGAGGACGGGGAGGAGGAGGAGCUGGAGGUGGUGGAGAUUGUCAGGUACAAGAUUGUGUUUUCGUCUAGGCCGGAGCCGGUUGGGAGU
Messenger RNA from Parathielavia appendiculata, 444 nucleotides. RefSeq lists its product as uncharacterized. The annotation marks the transcript as partial. The transcript has a single exon. NCBI's taxonomy places the organism in Eukaryota, Fungi, Ascomycota, Sordariomycetes, Sordariales, Chaetomiaceae. Gene Ontology annotation, biological process: mitotic sister chromatid cohesion. The record is from RefSeq and is a predicted model, not a curated record. Gene Ontology annotation, cellular component: Ctf18 RFC-like complex.